UACAGAAUUUUCUCAAGUCUGCUGAGAAUUCUGCAUUUCAAGUUUUAAGUAAUCUGGAAUAUGGCAUAUAGGGGAAGACUAUUAUAAACUAAUAAUAAUUCAUAUUUGCCAAAAAUCAAAUCUUUAUAAUGCCAACAUAGAAUUAACUAUACACAAAAUGCCCUUAACUGAUCUUAAAAGAAAAAAAGGGAGGGUAUGAGACCUCAUUAAUACUUAAUGUACAUUUGUUUUAUUUAUCAUAUUUGUUGAGCUGCCCAUCUCCUAUAGUAAUUCCAAGUAUUUGGGAGACCACUGAAACAUGCUAGGACUGUACACUUGAAUGAGAAGCUGAAAACACAUUCUGGAAGUCAAACGACUUCUGCACUGCUGCCAUGAAAAUUACAUGGAUGUGUCCAUGAUAUCACUAAGCUUCAUGAAGGUUUUAACUUUUACAUACAGGACAGAAAUAUCACCAAUUUCUCUACCAUUGAGUAAAUGUGCCAUCAAUCCUUCCUUGUCUCAGCACAAAAAUGAUAUAAUAAAAUUGCUAGUUGUAUAUUAAAAUUGGUUACCUACAAUGCCAAUCCCAGAUUUGAUUGUAUCCCUGUCAAAUUGUAUUGUUUUGAUUUAUGGAUGCUGGAUGCUCUAGCCAACUUGACUUUUUUCGCUUUUGACACUGUUGCAGCCUUCCAAAUGUCUCCAGCCCAGAGGAAAACAUCCACCAAGUCAGGGCACAUUAGCAUUAAAUGAAGCUGGCAAGACUCCUGUGGCAUUGUAACAGCAUAUAUAAAUGUAAUAAAUAUUAAUGUUCAGAAAACUAAUCAAAGCACCUCUCAAAAGCAGUUACUAUGAGUCUUCAUGUGUUGUACUAAGUCGAACUGUGAUCUUCCACAAGGAAGACAUUCCCCAAUAUACAAAUAGGAAAUACAUUAAAGAAUAUACAGUAUAAAAGCAUGAUUUUGUUGGGCUGAAAAUUCCAACUUGCUCCUAGUUGCCAUUAGAUUUCUGUCAAAGACAUUCUUUAUUAGCAAGUUAUGAGACAUACAUUCAAGUGGCAAAUAAAUAUUUAAUUCUGAAUUAAUUUUUUAUAUUAAACUUAAUUUUAAAGUCUUUCAGGGUGGAGAUAAUCCACAAAUGAUACCAUAAUCCUUACCUCAUUCAUAAAAGAAUAUGAAUUCCCAUGUUCUUUAGCAUGAAAACAAGUGUACAGCAUGUAUUUGAGUGGUCCCAGCAUUUUCUAAAUAUUCUCAACUGCAAAAAGUUUGAGAAACAAUGAACAUAUAACUGAAAUGUAAGUCCCAUAAAAAUGGAGAAGAAAUACUUUCAAGUACAAUAUAGAAUUGCAGCCUGUUGAAAUCUAUUUAGGCUGAAACUUUUAUUUAAAGGCAAUGUUAGUAUUAACUAUGCCUAUAUACAAAAUAAGAUAAAGAUUACACAAUUCUCACUUGUUAGCAAUCCUAUAUUGGAAAAAUGCAAUUUUCAUCCAAUAAACAUUUACCUUUCUUUUUAAAAAUAGAAAGUUCAGAAAUACUUCUGGUUGUUACUCACAGGUUCUCAUUUGAAUUAUUUUGUAGUUUGAGUAAACAAUAAAUAUGGCUACAAAGGGUAAAUGUGACUUUUUAAAUUGUAAUACACUACUAUACCUUAAUUCAUAGUAAAUGUUUACUCUUGUUUUUAAUUAUAUAUAUGGGGAAGGGCAAGUAGUAUAUGUUUAAAUUUAUUUUUACCCUGAUUUCUUUGUAAGUUCCUUUGAUCAUUAAUCUGCCUUUUCUUGUUACAUAUAUUACAAGGCAGUAAACAACACAGAAAUUGUUAUUUUAAUUUUUUUCUGUUGAACCUCUUCAGAGUUCUUCUAUAGAAAAAAAAGUGGGGGGCAGCCUUUGGCACGCUAAUCUUUUUAAAAAAGAUAAAGUUGAGCCCAUUGAAUUGACAACAUAAGAAUGUCAACAGAAAAUCCAAACAAUGCACAUAAUAUUGGAGUUAAGCUACAGGGAUUAUCUUUAAACCAACUUGAAAAUAAGUUUGUCUGAAAACAUGUUUGUAUUUACUCUCAAGUGAGGGAGUAAGACUACAAGCACAAAUCACUUCACAACGAAUAUUUUCAAAUGGGGUGGGGGAGAAGGGAGGCUUAUCAGGGUUUAUGUUAAAGCCAGCCUCUUUUUUUUUUUCCUCCGCUCCGUCUUUACUUUUCCAUGUGGAAAAGGUUAUCAGACAAGGCAGGCGAAGAGGCUGCUCCCUUUUGGCGGAGCUAUGCACAGAUUCUGACAAUGUAAUACGCAAGAAUUUUAGGCUAACAUGAUACAUAGCCUCGGCUUGCACUGAAGCUCAAUAAGGAAACCGGACACAAACAAGCACGCAUAUUACACACACACAUAUCACACGCGACCAGGUCAAAAGUUGACUGCCUCGCCAGCUUCCCUCCGGAUCCUUUUUUGUUGCGUCCUGGCAGAGCUGAUUUUCCGCCCAAGGUAACAAACAGCGUGAGUAGGCGCCGGAGGGGGAAUUAGGUGGGGAUCGUCGUGUCCGUUCCUGCUGGCUAAAGGUCCGGGCCGGAUUUUGCACCUUGUCCCCGGGACUGCCUCACGGCCUGGACGAGCUGGAGCUGCUGCGGCUGUGUUUAUUGAGCGCUCUUGUCCUGGUAUCACUCCGCUGGCAUGGACGAGGAGGAGGCGGACGAGGUGGAAGAGUAACGCACUUGAUCCCUGUGGUGGUGAUGGCAGAGGAGAAGCAGCGGGCAGAGCGGAGCCCGAGCGGGUCCCUCUGCGUGUAGCAGCGCCGCGGACGCUCUGCCAGCCCUUCAGCCGGCUACCUUUGCAGAUCGCCCCGGAUUGUUCACGUGUUGAUUUCCCCCAGCCGGAGGAUUUGCUUUUUUAGGUUCCUGUUGAAAAAUACAACUGAGCAGCCAAAGUACUUUGAGAACACGGUGCGGCAUAAACACCCAAACUUUUUUUCCCUCCCUUUUCUUCCCCCUCCCCCCGGAAAGAAAACACAAUUAAGCAAGCGGCGUUGCCUGUCUUCGGCUGGUGUGAGGUGUGAAUGCGUUGUGGGUCGUACAUGUGUGUUCCUUGACCAGUGGGUGCCCGUCCUAGGCAUUUUGUGAACGUGUGGAGUGCGAGUGCGGAAAGACUCUCUCUACACAAGGCUUUUGGGGACGUCUUCCCUCCUCCCGCUUUUAUGUUUUAAUACAUGGGGGAGACCUAGAAGGUUUUCGGUCCGGAAUUUCUUUCGGAAAGGAUAGAUUCUUCCAAAGGGAAGCAGCUCUGAGCUCUCCUCCUUGGAGUUUGUAAGCGAGCGGCGGCGGCUGCCUUGUUUGUUGAUUGUGGCUGGCGAUAACCUUACAGCACCACCUCCGGGUUUGGGCUUUCUGCUUUUGGCGUUUUUUGUUUUUUUUUACUCCUCCUUCCCUCCCAUCCGAGGGGAUCGGCAAGAAACAGCUUUUGCUGUUUCGUUGUUUACAAGCCCCCAACAUUUUUGCUCGGGUCUGUUAGCGUUUCCAUGGCCCACUAAAGAGUAUCCCAAAAGGAGGAUUCCCCCUCCUUCGGCCUUUCUGCCUGCUGUGUGGCGCCCGCGUGUAAAAGGAGAGGAGGAAAAAGUUCUUCCAAAAUAGUGUGCGCAGGGAAGGGGAUGGGGGAUUUUCCAACCCCCGCUGCCGCCACCAACGGCAGCAGCAUUUGCCUCAACAAUAACCUGAGCAGCAGCCUCGGCGGGGCCGGGAUCGGCGUGAACAGCGCUCCCCACGGGCCUCCUCCCGGUCACAAUGCUACUCAUAGCGGCGGCGGCGGUGCUAACGGGAGCGGCGGCAUUCCCAAACACAGCACCGUGGUGGAAAGGCUCAGGCAGCGCAUCGAAGGCUGCCGGAGACAUCACGUCAGCUGCGAGAACAGGUACCAGCAAGCCCAGGCCGAGCAGCUGGAGCUGGAGCGAAGGGACACGGUGAGCCUUUACCAGAGGACCCUGGAGCAAAGGGCCAAGAAAUCGAGCGCCGGCGGUGGCAGCAAGCAAGCACAUUCGAGCAAACAGCCACAAGAUGCCGAGCCUGCUACAGCCGAGCAGAGGAAUCACACACUGAUCAUGCUUCAAGAGACAGUGAAGAGAAAAUUAGAAGGAGCACGCUCACCCCUCAAUGGAGAACAGCAGAAUGGUGCCUGUGACAGAAGCUUCUCUCCAACUAAUAAGCGGAUACGGAAAGAUGUACCUGGGAUUGAGAGACUCAGUAGUUUGCCAAACAGUUUGCCUUUGUCUUCUAUUUCUCCUCUUCACCAGCUUGACCUAAAGCCAUCUUUGCCCCUGAAAAACAGUGGAAUUAAUGAGGGUACCCUGGAAGACUUAGGUAAAAAUGGUGGACCUUCUGACCUAAAACUCUCAAUCAAUGGAUGUACCGAGCUUGAAGAUAGUUUUAACAUUCUGCACAACAAUAGUAGCAGCAACAAAGAACUGAAACAGGAGCCCUUGGAUGAUCCCAACUGCACUGACAAUUCUGACACAUCCCUUUCCAAUCAGAAUAAACUCUUUUCAGACAUUAACCUGAAUGAUCAGGAGUGGCAGGAAUUAAUAGAUGAGCUAGCUAACACUGUUCCAGAAGAUGAUAUACAAGAUUUGUUCAAUGAAGACUUUGAAGAGAAAAAGGAACCUGAAUUUCCGAGACCAGCCACUGAGAUUCAGGAGACUGCCAGUGUUAAAAGUGAUCCAUGUCAUUCUCCAUUUGCUCACUUACCAACAGGCUCUCCCCAAGUAAGACCAUCAUCAUCAGGGCCUCCAUUUUCAAAUAUCCCUACAGGUUCCAGCCUCCCUUCAGUCUCUAAUGGUCCUCCGCCUCCAAGCCUGGAUAGUUCACUAGCAAACUGUGUGGUUCAGUCCCCUCAGACUCCCAACCAAGCACACCUCUCAAACCAAACUCAGUCACGACCAGGCAGUGGUUUCCACAUGAAUCCAACAACAGUGACAACAGCAGGCCCAGGGCCUAGCCAAGUAACUGUGACUAGCACUGACUUGUCUCCAGCUGAGCAGUUGAAGCAGAUGGCAGCCCAGCAGCAGCAGCGGGCUAAGCUGAUGCAGCAGAAACAGCAGCAGCAGCCACCCCCACCACAGCAUCCAAACCAAGUAUCUAGCUGGUCGCCAGUGGGGCCUCCAUCUAGUCCUUAUGGAGGACCUUUCAGUACAGAUAAACCAAAUAGCCCGAUGAUGUACCCCCAAGCCUUUAACAACCAAAAUCCUGCAGUGCCUCCCACGGCAAACAACUCACAAAAGACUAUAAUAAAUAACUACCUCCCUCAAAACCAUAUCAAUAUGAUUAGUCAGCAGCCAAAUAAUCUGGGUACAAACUCUUUGAACAAACAAGGCAAUAUGCUUUCUUAUGGCAACACUAAACCUCUGUCUCAUUUCAAUGCUGAUCUUAGUCAAAGGAUGACUCCACCAAUGUCCAAUUCCAACAAGAGUCCUAUGAUGCCAUAUAUCCAGCAACAACAGCAACAGAUUCCCCAACAGCCACCAAUUCAGGCUCAAAUGACACCUUUGAGUGAGGAGCAGAAGCGCAUACUUAUUUUGAAGCAGAAAGGAAUGAUGAACCAGCCAGUAGCUUAUGGAACUCUUCCAUCUCUAGGUCAGGACCAGCACACUGUGGCAUUGUCUCGAUCCACAGGUCCCAUGCAGUCCGCUGUACCCUCAGGACCCAGUAAUGUGGGCACAAAUCCUGGCAAUGCCAAUUUCUUGAGCAACCAACCUCAAGCAGCCAUUAUGAAGCAGAUGCUGAUUGAGCAAAGGGCCCAACUCCAUAUGAUGGAGCAGCAGAAGCAACAAUUUCUUCUAAGGGAGCAACGGCAGCAGCAGCACAUCUUGGCGGAACAACAUUUACAGCAGCAGUCACAUUUGCCUCGGCAGCACUUUCAGCAACAGCAGCGAAAUGCUUAUCCAGUCCAACCAGUCACUCAGUUUCCAGGCUCACAUGGCUAUUAUUAUCCAGGAAAAGAUAUCUUUGACUUAAGGAGUUGCUGA
Messenger RNA from Notechis scutatus (mainland tiger snake), 5970 nucleotides. NCBI's taxonomy places the organism in Eukaryota, Metazoa, Chordata, Lepidosauria, Squamata, Elapidae. The record is from RefSeq and is a predicted model, not a curated record.